Molecule: messenger RNA, 1520 nt
Organism: Mixia osmundae IAM 14324
Lineage: Eukaryota; Fungi; Basidiomycota; Mixiomycetes; Mixiales; Mixiaceae
Exons: 8
Coding region: 39-1412 (457 amino acids)
Biological process (GO): mRNA splicing, via spliceosome
Cellular component (GO): catalytic step 2 spliceosome; precatalytic spliceosome; Prp19 complex
Molecular function (GO): protein binding
Source: RefSeq, a predicted model, not a curated record
GCCGCCCAGCUCAGCCUGUCACAAGGCGUUCGUUCAAGAUGAGCGCCAUGGCGAGCACGAGCACGGCGACGACACUGCCCGACUUGGAUCGUCUGAUACGCCACUCUGUCAAGCGAACGUAUGCGCUCUUCGAGGGCGAGUCAGCACCAAAUCCCAAGCAAGACGAAAUCUCGACUCGAGCAAGACUGGCCAGCAAGCUAUAUGAUGAAUACAGGGACGCCAAAGUCCUCCCUGCGGCUGUGCAGACUCAGCAAGCCUCUGCAGGCCCGGCGAGAGCUGCCGGCGCCUUUGCUACACCUGUCGGUCCUGCGCCUCCGCAGAGGCUACUCAUAGAAGGCGCGCCGACGUCAACGAGCAGAGUCAUCGACGAACUCGCCUCUUCGGCUUCCACCAGCCAAGCAUUGACAGUCCACGCAGCCCAACAGAAACCGUCGCUCCUCUCGCAAUCGCUCAUAAGGAGGAAAGAGGCCCGCUCCGUCAAGCCGGACUACCAUCCCCAGUGGAAGCUCACCCGCGUCAUCUCUGGCCAUCUUGGCUGGGUCAGAGCAGUCGCUGUCGAGCCCGGCAACAAGUGGUUCGCUACCGGGGCCGGCGAUCGCGUCAUCAAGAUCUGGGACCUCGCCUCUGGAGAGCUCAGACUGUCCCUCACGGGCCACAUAUCGACCGUACGAGGCUUAGCCGUCAGUUCUCGUCAUCCCUACCUCUUCUCAUGCGGCGAAGACAAGAUGGUCAAAUGCUGGGAUCUCGAAGUCAACAAAGUCAUCCGACAGUAUCACGGUCAUCUGUCGGGCGUCUAUGCGCUCUCACUCCAUCCUACCCUAGAUAUAUUGGUCACUGCAGGCCGAGAUGCGAGCGCGAGAGUCUGGGACAUGCGGACCAAGGCUCAGAUCCAUGUCCUCUCGGGUCACUCUGCGACUGUCGCCGAUGUCAAAUGUCAGGAUUCGGAUCCACAAGUCAUCACAGGCAGUAUGGACUCUACCAUCCGGCUGUGGGACUUAGCAGCCGGCAAGACGAUGGUCCAACUGACACAUCAUCACAAGUCUGUGCGAGCCCUGGCGAUACAUCCUACAGAAUACUCUUUUGCUUCGGGCUCAGCAGGCAAAAGCAACUUGAAAAAAUGGAAGUGCCCAGAAGGGACCUUUGUACACAACUUUGCCGGCCACGAGGCAAUAGUCAACACCGUCUCUGUCAAUCAAGAUGGUGUCUUCUAUUCUGGUGCCGAUAAUGGCUCCAUGACAUUCUGGGACUACAAAACCGGCCUCCCAUUCCAAACGGGCAACGAUAUCGCCCAACCUGGCUCGCUCGAAUCCGAAGCAGGCAUCUUCUGCUCCACCUUUGAUCAGACAGGCUCACGGCUGAUUACGGGGGGCGCGGAUAAGACGAUCAAAGUUUGGUCCGAAAUGGCGAGCUGAUGUGCAUCUCUGUUGUAUUCUUGCAUUAUCAUACAAUCAAACAACACACUCUCGACUGGGCAGUCAAGAGGUGAGAAAGUCGAGGCAGCCAGCAGAACAACCGCGCCA